This is a messenger RNA of Xenopus laevis (African clawed frog), 1814 nucleotides long. RefSeq names its product TGFB induced factor homeobox 1 S homeolog (gene tgif1.S). Gene Ontology annotation, biological process: regulation of DNA-templated transcription; animal organ development. Gene Ontology annotation, cellular component: nucleus. NCBI's taxonomy places the organism in Eukaryota, Metazoa, Chordata, Amphibia, Anura, Pipidae. The record is from RefSeq and is marked provisional. Gene Ontology annotation, molecular function: DNA binding.
GAGACGCUGAAGUGAUAGAGCUCAGGGCAUCCCGUGUGUCUGUGCAUUGCCUCUCGCACUAACGUUCUGCCUCUGAGCUGGGAUCCCCGGCGGCCCCGUGCUACAAUGAAAGCCAAGAAAGGCUUAGUUCCACUAUCAGGCAGUGAGACAGAGGAUGACGAUGGUAUGGAUAUCCCACUGGAUCUUUCUUCCACUGCUGGCUCAGGGAAGAGGAGGAGACGUGGAAACUUGCCUAAGGAAUCGGUGCAGAUUCUGCGGGACUGGCUCUAUGAACACCGCUACAAUGCCUAUCCCUCUGAGCAAGAGAAAGCACUCCUGUCCCGUCAGACACAUCUCUCCACACUACAGGUUUGCAAUUGGUUCAUCAAUGCGCGCCGCAGACUGUUGCCUGAUAUGCUAAGAAAAGACGGGAAGGACCCUAAUCAGUUCACCAUUUCUCGGAAGGGGGCCAAGAUAAGCGACGUGAUCCAGAUGGAUUCUCCAACAGGCACAAAGCCGUACAUUCCCACUAUAGACGAGAACUCCUUUCAUUUCACUUCAGCAGGAGCCAAUCAGAGCUCAGGGAAGUUACUGGCCUCUAAACUCUCUCCUCCACAAUCUCUGCUCGCUCGGCCUUCUGUGAUCUGUCAUACCACUGUAACGUCACUAAGUGACGCGCCUUUCAAUUUCACCCAUGUGUUGAACGCUGGACAAAUCCCAGAAGCGCAGCAGACCGACGCAAACAACUUCACAGAAACCUCCAUUUUGUACCACGAAGACACUAGUAAAUCGGGACAAAACACAAAUGCACAGAGUGGACUUUUCAACACUCCACCCCCAACUCCCCCAGACCAUAACCAGGAUUUCAGUGGCUUUCAGUUAUUGGUGGAUGUUGCUCUCAAACAGGCGGCAGAGAUGGAGCUGCAGGCUAAACUUAUGGCCUAACUUUUUUUUUUUUCUCCUAGGAGUUAGAAAAAACUUUCAAAAAACAUUUCUUUUGGACUGCCCAGGUUGAUAACAAACUGUUCACAUUAUCUGAAUCUAUAUAUUUGUAUUUCUUUUUUUUCUUUAUUACAUUUUUUUUGUACAACUGUUCAAGCGGAAUAUUCUUAUCCAACAGAAGUCUUACCUUUUUUGAGCUUGGACUAAUUUGUCUUAAUCUUCAUAAGAACUGUGACUCAAGUUGACUGUUGAAAGAUUCUCAGUUGUCAUUUUUUUUUUUUAACGCAAAGUUGUCAUUGGCUUAUUCAUGCAGUGAUCUAGUCCAGGGGCGUCCAACCUACAUCCCUCUAGUUGCUACAAAUUGUAGCUAGGGGGGUGCAAGUGGUUCAUCCAUGAGCUAGAGGCAGUACUCAGGGGUGAGGGAGAUGCUAUAUCCACACACACACACUGCAUUUCAUUCAGAUAAUUAUAAAGUUAGAGCUACUGUAGAAACAACAUUCUUCUAAUGUUUCUUGGUAGAUAAAUGUGAGUUGUUUCCCAAGAUUGUGACUUUUUUUUUUUUUGGUACCUUUCACACUGUGCAAUAUUUAGAAAAAAAAACUAGAACUUUUUAUAUCAUUCCAGAGCAGGAAAUAUGCUCUCAAUACUGUCUACAACUAGAUUUUCUUUUUUUUUUAAUUGGUUUCUUUUUUUCCCCCCACAAUGUAAUAAAGUGUUUUGUUUAAGGUAAUAUACAAACUGUGUUUUUGUUACCUGGGAAUGGCAUUAGAAUACUUUGUAACUGGAUUCUGUUCCCACCUGGAAUAUUAACUGCUAUGUAAAGAUUUGUUUCCAUGACCUGUAUUAUUUUUGUAUACUUUUGUAAUAUAGAGAAAUAACAAUGGAAAAAAAAA